AUUUGUCGUUUUAGGAGAAUGUAUUUACUGGGCAAUCAAAGAUCUAUUCCUACAUGAGCCCGAACAAAUGCUCUGGAAUGCGUUUCCCCCUUCAGGAAGAGAACUCAGUUGCACAUCAUGAAGUCAAAUGCCAGGGGAAACCAUUAGCUGGAAUCUACAGGAAACGAGAAGAGAAAAGAAAUGCUGGGAAUGCGGUACGGAACGCCAUGAAGUCCGAGGAGCAGAAGAUCAAAGACGCCAGGAGAGGUCCCCUGGCACCAUUUCCAAACCAAAAAUCUGAAGCAGCAGAACCUCCAAAAACUCCAACCUCGUAUUGUGAUUCUCCCAAUGCAGCCAUCUCCAAGCAAGCCCUGAAAAAGCCCAUCAAGGGCAAACAAGCCCCUCGGAAAAAAGCUCAAGGAAAAACGCAACAGAAUCGCAAACUCACGGAUUUCUACCCUGUCCGGAGGAGCUCCAGGAAGAGCAAAGCUGAGCUGCAGUCUGAAGAAAGAAAGAGAAUAGACAAACUGAUUGAAAGUGGGAAGGAGGAAGGAAUGAAGAUUGACCUCAUCGAUGGCAAAGGGAGGGGCGUAAUUGCCACUAAACAGUUCUCCCGGGGCGACUUUGUGGUGGAAUACCAUGGGGACCUCAUUGAGAUCACUGAUGCCAAGAAGCGGGAGGCUCUGUAUGCACAAGACCCCUCCACAGGCUGCUACAUGUACUAUUUUCAGUAUCUGAGCAAAACCUACUGCGUGGAUGCAACUAGAGAGACGAACCGCCUUGGGAGACUGAUCAAUCACAGCAAAUGUGGGAACUGCCAAACCAAACUUCACGACAUCGAUGGCGUACCUCACCUCAUCCUCAUCGCCUCCCGAGACAUCGAGGCCGGGGAGGAGCUCUUGUAUGACUAUGGGGACCGCAGCAAGGCCUCCAUUGAAGCCUACCCAUGGCUGAAGCAUUAACCGGCUGGCCUGCCGCCCUCCCCACCCCACCUUCCCUUCUGCAAAGGACAAAGUGCCCUCAAAGGGAAUUGAUUUUUUUUUUUUUUUUUUUUUUUUACACACUUAAUCUUAGCGGAUUACUUCAGAUGUUUUUAAAAAGUAUAUUAAGAUGCCUUUUCACUGUAGUAUUUAAAUAUCUGUUACAGGUUUCCAAGGUGGACUUGAACAGAUGGCCUUAUAUUACCAAAACUUUUAUAUUCUAGUUGUUUUUGUACCUUUUUUGCAUACAAGUCGAACGUUUGUGCUUCCGUGCAUGCAGUCAAAGACUCAGCACAGGUUUUAGAGGAAAGAAUCAAACAUGAACUAGGAAGCCGGGCGGGUCUCCUGCCUCUAGUUGAACAGCCAGGACUUUCCCCCACACCUGCCGUCUGCCUGAGGGCAGGAGGGUGUGGGAAGACGCUGCCUCCCAGCGGCCUGGACGGGAUGUUUCCAAGCUCUUGUUCUCCCAACGUCUCGACAGGCGCACAUUGAAGUGUAUGACUAUUUUUUAAACAAGGUUUCGCAGUAAGCUAGUCUUCCCCUCUGCUUUCUCGAAAGCUUACUGACCCCAUGGCCCGUGAGCACGGGCCGGGCGUAGAUUUACUCUUCCACGGGCUGCCGCUUUUUUGGGCACCUCGAAGCAUCAGGGCCGGUAAUCAAACUAGUCGUGGGCAGGGAAAAGCAUUGCUUCCCUUCCCCUGCCAGGGCAGGGUUUCCUGAAACUGGGUUAAUUCUUUAUAGAAAUGUGAACACUGAAUUUAUUUUAAAAAAAAAAAUAAUAAAAAUCCAAAAAACAAAAAAAAUAAUAAAAAAAAAAAACCACAGAAAACAACUUACAUGUAUAUAGGUCUUGAAGUGAGUGAAGUGGCUGCGUUUUUUUUUUUUUUUGUAGAAGAGAUUUGAGAUGGUACUCUAUUCUAAUCAAAAAUAAAGUUUUGUAGUGGGACCAGAAAUUACUUACCCGAUACCCCUCAUCCCAUCCCCCAUACCUCAAUUCUGCUGGGUUGAAAGUUCCAGACCUGCCAGUCAGGGCCUUCUUAUCAGACCACCUGGUGUCCUUCCUGUGAAGAUGCAGCCAUGAACUGAAGCGUGAGCCUGCAAGCCCAGGACCCCCCCACCCCAGUCACUGCCACCAGUCUCAAAGAAGGGCCCCCAGGUGUGCAGAGGAGCGGGCAGGGCCCAGUGGCCUAGGGAUCAAGGAUAAGGCUAAAGUUUUCAACUUGACCAUAAUGGCAGAAGAAAUAGGUGGCUUCCUCCUCCCUCCCUAAGGAGGACCAAUUCCUACCCACUGCUCACCUGCAGGGGGCCAGGGCUCAGGAGCCAUGAACUGGGGUCUCCUGCGUACCCUAGUCCCAGGUAAAUGUGAAUGGAGACAGGUAUGAGAGCCUAUCCUUGUCCUUGAUUCUCCCACCCCCGGCCUCGCGACGGUGCUACCUAAGAAAGUCUUCCCCUCACCCCACGCUAGCCUGGUCAGUGGUCAGUGAAUUCGAGGAGGAUCCGACAGGAGUGUAUAAAUGUGAGAUCAAAUGUCUUGGUUGUACCUGUUUGUGGUUUAGCUUUGUAUUUAAACAAAAAAGGAAAUAAACUUGAAAAUUAUUUGUCAUCAUAAAAAUGAAACAAGAAAAAUUAAAAUAUUUAUUGCCAGGCAA
Messenger RNA from Galeopterus variegatus (Sunda flying lemur), 2608 nucleotides. It is a transcript of the gene KMT5A, whose product is annotated as SET domain containing (lysine methyltransferase) 8. Lineage: Eukaryota; Metazoa; Chordata; Mammalia; Dermoptera; Cynocephalidae. The transcript is spliced from 6 exons. The record is from RefSeq and is a predicted model, not a curated record. Gene Ontology annotation, molecular function: protein binding; histone H4K20 methyltransferase activity. The coding region runs from base 54 to 941 and encodes 295 amino acids.